Molecule: messenger RNA, 603 nt
Organism: Dryobates pubescens (Downy woodpecker)
Lineage: Eukaryota; Metazoa; Chordata; Aves; Piciformes; Picidae
Gene: CARTPT
Product: CART prepropeptide
Exons: 3
Coding region: 1-336 (111 amino acids)
Biological process (GO): negative regulation of appetite; G protein-coupled receptor signaling pathway; positive regulation of MAPK cascade
Molecular function (GO): neuropeptide hormone activity
Source: RefSeq, a predicted model, not a curated record
AUGGAGAGCUGCCGGGCGCUGGCGCUCUGCGCCGUGGCGGCCGCGCUGCUGAUGGGCGCCCGCGGGCAGGGGCCGAGCCCCCCGCGCCGACCCCGCGACUUGGGACUCACCGGCGGCGGCGGCGCGUCCCGAGAGAAGGAACUGAUCGAGGCGCUGCAAGAGGUGCUGGAGAAGCUGAAGAGCAAGAGGGUCCCGCACUACGAGAAGAAGUUCGGGCAGGUGCCCAUGUGCGACGCCGGGGAACAAUGCGCCGUGAGGAAAGGAGCCCGCAUUGGGAAGCUCUGCGACUGCCCCCGGGGGACUUCGUGCAAUUCCUUCCUCCUCAAGUGCCUGUAAGCGGGGGACGCCUCGGGAGAAGCCGCCGGGAGCGAAGGGCACCGACGUUUGCCGCUCCAGCCCCGACGGGACAGCCCCGGGACAGCCCCCGCCUCGCCCAUGUAAUGCCGUCCGUGACAUCCGACAUCCGUGGAGCUGUUUUCUUUCUCUCCUUCCUCCCUCACUCCCCUUCCUCUCCCUCCCCUCCUUUCUUCCCCGUUUAGAUUUUUGUCCGUCCAGGGAAAAGCCCAGCCCGUGCCUUGGCGAGCAGAGGUGCCGGUACCGGGA